Molecule: messenger RNA, 1123 nt
Organism: Bombyx mandarina (wild silkworm)
Lineage: Eukaryota; Metazoa; Arthropoda; Insecta; Lepidoptera; Bombycidae
Gene: Fnta
Product: farnesyl transferase alpha
Biological process (GO): protein geranylgeranylation; protein farnesylation
Cellular component (GO): protein farnesyltransferase complex; cytoplasm; CAAX-protein geranylgeranyltransferase complex
Molecular function (GO): protein farnesyltransferase activity; CAAX-protein geranylgeranyltransferase activity
Source: RefSeq, a predicted model, not a curated record
AAUUGUAAAAAGUGUGGACACGUACCAUGUCUGAUUGCGGGGACAGUGAUGUUUUAUGGAUACCAUACAAAGAAAGGCCGGAGUGGAGUGAUGUUACGCCUGUUCCAGAGGAUGACGGUCCCAACCCAGUGGUAGUUAUAGCUCAUUCGGAAAAAUUUGAGGAUGUGUAUGAUUACUUCCGAGCAGUUUUACAAAGUAAUGAAAAGUCAGAACGAGUACUUCAUCUUACCAAGGAUGCUUUGGAAUUAAAUCCAGCUAACUACACUGUUUGGCAAUACAGGAGAGAUUUGCUGAAACAUUUGAACACCGACUUGAGAACAGAAUUAGAUUAUGUUGAAGCGGUUAUAAAGAAUUCACCAAAGAAUUAUCAGGUAUGGCACCACCGUAGGGUUUUGGUAGAAUGGCUGCAAGAUCCCACAAUGGAACUUGAAUUGACAGGCGAUGCACUUCUACAAGAUCCAAAGAACUAUCAUGCUUGGCAACAUAGGCAAUGGGCUAUCAAAACAUUUGGGCUUUACGAAAAGGAACUAGAUUUCGUCGACAAUCUGAUCACGGACGACGUUCGUAAUAAUUCAGCGUGGAAUCAGCGAUACUUUGUAGUGAACAAUAAUUUAGGCUGGUCGGAUUUGAUUUGUCAGCAAGAAGUGUGUUACACUUUGGAAAAAAUUAAUUUCGUUAAAAAUAACGAGAGCGCGUGGAAUUACUUGAGAGGGCUGCUUAUACAUGAUAAGCGUGGUCUUAGUGGAAACGCUGUUAUCACAUCGUUUUGCGAAGAAUUGUACAAGAAUAAGUGUCGGUCGCCUUUCCUUUUAGCCUUCAUCAUAGAUGUAUGCGAGGAUGCUAUUAAAAAAAAAGAUACAAACUGCUUCCACAAUGCAGACAGGGCUGUGGAGUUAUGUCAGGCGUUGGCCACUAGAUACGACAAAAUUAGAAGUAAAUAUUGGAAUUAUUUAUGUGAAAGAUACAAGAAAUACCAAAGUGAACAGCUUAGUAAUGACAAUAAAACAAACGAUCUAAUAAUUGAUGAAUAAUUCGUUAUUUUAUUAUAUUUGUAAUCAUAAAUAAAUAUGGAGAAACGUCAUAACGAAAAUAAUAAUACCAUUAGUUUCACUUUUAAAAAAUG